This is a messenger RNA of Camponotus floridanus (Florida carpenter ant), 2100 nucleotides long. RefSeq lists its product as uncharacterized. The record is from RefSeq and is a predicted model, not a curated record. The coding region runs from base 194 to 2068 and encodes 624 amino acids. Lineage: Eukaryota; Metazoa; Arthropoda; Insecta; Hymenoptera; Formicidae. The transcript has a single exon.
CGACAUUAUAUGAUAUUUACACUCUUUUUUGAUAUUAUCCAUUUAGAUUAUACACUUUUACGUUUUCACGGAUAGUACGUACUUGAACAGUACCUUACGCGACUUGCAUUUGGAAUCAUUAAAGCAGUUGAAGUACAGUAAACGUAACAUUGAUAUACAAUAAUAUAUACGAGUGUCAGCGCAUCAAGACAACAUGAAUCUAAAUAUUAAAUUAGACUUUUAUCAGCCACAAGGCUUUCUAAAUCGUUUCUUCUUUCUUAUUAUACUAAUGUCAGCUGUUUCUGCUAUUGUGACAUCGUUACAACGUGCAACGGAUGGACGCAUUCUCUGGAAAACUCUCGCGGAAGACCAGAAUCAGCGUGAAAAAUCAUCAAAAUUAAUAUCCUGUGCAGUACCGUACAUCCAGGAAUAUUUCGAAUUUUCGGAUCGAAUAUCGCUCUUAGUCUCGGACACGCUAGACGACGCUCCUACUCUCAUAAAACUAUUGAUAAACGAAUUACCCGUAAGCGGUACUGUGUAUGCAUUAUCAAACGCAGAGCCGACAGACUUAUUAAAAACGUAUGAUCUUUCUGAAAACGUCGUUAUUCUAUCAAAGAGCGCAAUUACUCUCGAAACAAAUUCUUCCUAUUUCAUCGACUAUUGCAAAGGCCGGUGCAGUGUUGUAAUAAUGCUAACGAAUCUAUUGGCCGACGAAGAGAGUUUCUUGAUAGAGGCCAGAGUGAUAGUAGAACAAAUGUCAUUGUUGCAAUCUAUGUUCAAGCUCGCAAUAUUGGCGUUGAUUGAAGAAUCAGUCCUGCUCGCCGGUAGCAUUCCGAUUCGGGUCGACGAAUUGUACGUGCUCGCCGAGCCGACGCUUUUAGGCAGAUGCCAACAGGAGAGUACCAUUCGAUGGCAGCAUUUCAAAACAAGAUCAUUCAAUACCUCUGUUGUCAACGCGGCGAUGUUCCGCAAUUUUCCCUACGCAUAUUUCACCAAAAAGAAGGAUCAUUUGAAAUUCGGCGGUGUCGAGGGCUCGAUGGUGGAAGAGAUUGCGAGUAACAUGAAUCUCGAAUUGAACAGAGAUCAGAUCGACUGGCAAAACAGCACGAUCAAUGCAGAACUUUACGCGAGACUUAACAACGCGACUGACGAUUUGAUAUUUGGUGGUCUUCUGUGGGAUCCUAAUCGAAAGACGGUGUACAUGACUUCUUACGGAAUGGUACAGAUCGCAUGGUUAAUACCGAUAAAAACGAACGUUUCCUUUCGCGGUUUAAUAACGCCGUUUGGCGCGAACGUUUGGUACAUCAUAAUCGGCACAUUGUUCCUCAGCGGACUCGUAAAGCAUUUUUUAAUUCAUGACAUUACAUUUCUGGACAUGGCAGCCCUGGUUCUCGGCGUAGCUACUAAUCGUCCGAAGAAAACUUCCAGCAAAAUCCUAUUCAUAUCUUACAGCCUGUUUGGUUUCUUUCUUACGCAGCUUUAUUUAGGAUCGCUGGCGGAUCAGCUCCAGAGUGCGACGGAUAGUCAAAUGGAAACUAUGGAAGAACUAGUCAAUUCGGGGCUACAGGUAGGUGGGAAUCAACGAUUAGCUCAAUUGUUGCAGACGCCUGACAAAACUGAUGAGAGCAACAUCGAACGAACGCUCCGCAAGAAUUUUAUUGUUUUCAAACAGCAUGAUUAUACUGACUUAUUCUUAGAUAUCAUCAAUGGAAGUAAUACUACUCUAGCUCUUCUUGUGGUGUUAAAUCUAACCGAUGUACACCGUAUGUCCAAUUUGAAAAAAGCUCACAUUAUGAAGGAGAAUGUGGGCAGUUAUCCAUUAGCCCUCGCAACUUGGCAAGGAUUCCCAUACUUGAGUGACUUUAACUACAAGAUUCAAAUACUUGUUCAAAACGGUCUUAUUGAAUACUGGUCAGAUAUGGCGUUAUUGAAUAAAAGUUAUUUCGCAUCGGAUAAUGAAACUGAGGAAGAUGACAUCGGCGUUGACGAUCUUGCGCCGGCCUUUCUUCUUGUGAUCAUGGGAUGUAUCGGUGGAUUCUUCCUCUUGAUUAUAGAAGUUAUCUUAUAUCCAUCUAAAGUGCUUUCAUGAAUUCAUCUUUAUAUUAUAAUGUAGUAAAUAGG